AUGGAGUUCAUGCAAGCCUGGGAUGGCCACACAGUUCGCAGGUGGAUGGUUGAGAACGUGGAUGUGGUGGGCUACAUUUGCGGUUGCUACCUCACGUUGGUGUUCACGGGGCCAAAACUCUUUGCGAGACUCAAGGGACGCGGUGAGGCAACCGCAGCGGCGCCCGAAAAGCGAAGCGAGGAUAGCUUGGGCUUUUCGGCGGUGCGUCGUGCCAUGGUGCUGUGGAACUUGGGCCUCUCUAUAUUCUCAAUCUUUGGCACCAGCACUGUCACGCCUACUUUGGUCCGCAACAUUGUGAACAAGGGCUUCUACGAAGCCACCUGCACUUUCAAUGAGGAGGAAUUCUACACGACAAGUGUGGGUUUCUGGAUGGGUAUUUUUGCCCUUUCGAAGAUUCCUGAGUUGAUGGACACCGUCUUUUUGGUGCUUCAAGGAAAGCAGCCUCUUCCGUUCCUGCACUGGUAUCACCACGUCACGGUGCUGCUCUUCUCGUGGCACACGUACUGCGUUGGAAGCUCUGGGUACAUUUGGGUGGCGGCUAUGAACUACAGUGUGCACUCAAUCAUGUACCUCUACUUCGCCAUUGCAGUGAUGGGCUACAAGAGCCUUGUACGUCCGCUGGCGCCUUACAUCACCCUGAUGCAAAUCUCGCAGAUGGUCAUGGGCUGCUUUGUUACCCUGUACGCGAUGCGAGCGAGUUAUGAGGGCCGUGGAUGCGGCAUGUCUUGGUCGAACAUGCGUAUCCAACUGCUGAUGUACGCCAGCUACCUCUACCUCUUCUCGGAGAUGUUCGUGAAGGCGCACGUCCUUCCACGGCCGAAGCCGGUGGCCGGCACCGUCAACGGCCCCACAAAAAAGUCAAACUGA
This is a messenger RNA of Trypanosoma rangeli, 867 nucleotides long. Its product is annotated as fatty acid elongase. The record is from RefSeq and is a predicted model, not a curated record. Gene Ontology annotation, cellular component: endoplasmic reticulum membrane. Lineage: Eukaryota; Euglenozoa; Kinetoplastea; Trypanosomatida; Trypanosomatidae. The transcript has a single exon. Gene Ontology annotation, molecular function: fatty acid elongase activity. Bases 1 to 867 code for a protein of 288 amino acids. Gene Ontology annotation, biological process: very long-chain fatty acid biosynthetic process; fatty acid elongation, saturated fatty acid; sphingolipid biosynthetic process.